AUGACUCCAAACACCCGAGGGCCAUUUGGCGCAUCUUCUGACGUCUGCGCUGUCAGUCUCACCGUGCACCGCCAUGACGUCAUGUCGUCGCGACUAGCCCCGCCCACAGCCUCACGACACGUGCGCGCCAUGGCGCUGCCCACGUCCGCCCCUAAACCAUUAGUCGACCGCCGGGGCUUCUGGACGGAGGGGCAGUGGCCUGAACGUGUGGGUCUGCUGUGCGUCCUCCGCCCUCCACGCAAUUACCAGAUCUGGCUGGGUCGCCACAGCCUGUUUGAGGAUGAAGACACAGUCCAGUACUUCUGGGUCACUCACAGCUUCCCACACCCUGACUUCAACCUGAGCCUCCUGGAGAACCACACCCGCCUUCCAGGAGAGGACUACAGCCACGACCUCAUGCUGCUCCGCCUGGCUCUGUCCGCCCAGAUAACAGACGCCGUGAAGGUCCUGGCCCUGCCCACCCAGGAACCCGUCCUGGGGAGCACCUGCUAUGCCUCCGGCUGGGGCUGCAUCGAACCAGAUAAGUUGAUGUACCCAGAUGAACUCCAGUGUGUGGACCUCAGACUUCUGUCCAAUGAUAUGUGUGCCGAAACCUUCUCCAAGACGGUGACUGAGUCCAUGUCAUGUGCUGGGCACUUGGAGGUUGGCAAGGAAACCUGCUUGACUCGUCCUCUCUGUCCAUCAAGAGUCAUGGGAAGUCUCCCAGUCCACCGAGUCCUCAGGAGCGGUUGUGUUUUAACUUCUCUACGUGUGGGUAUCACGUCGAUGUGCUUAUUGAAUUGUGGUUUUCUUACAUCGUGGUUGGGAACGUGACUGUGUGACACCAAAACCUUUUCAUGAUACGUAACUGUGCUGAAAUCUCACACUUUUAAUGGGUGAAUCUGUCCAUUUCUCCCUGUAGUCCUACCAAUUUUUAUACUAAGUAUUAUGAAGCUAUUUUAUUAGAAAUAUUCAGGUUUAGAAUCAUUAUAUUUGUUAUAAAGAACUUUUUAUUAUUUUGUAGCAACCCACUCUGUCUAAUAAUGAUUUUAGUAUUGAUACCUCUCUUGAAGGAUAUUAGUAAUGCUGUACUACUUUUCUUGGGGGUAAUAUUUCUUGGUAAAUCUCUUCAUCUUU
Messenger RNA from Diceros bicornis minor, 1116 nucleotides. RefSeq names its product kallikrein-1-like. The transcript is spliced from 6 exons. Lineage: Eukaryota; Metazoa; Chordata; Mammalia; Perissodactyla; Rhinocerotidae. Gene Ontology annotation, biological process: zymogen activation; regulation of systemic arterial blood pressure. The record is from RefSeq and is a predicted model, not a curated record. Bases 1 to 813 code for a protein of 270 amino acids. Gene Ontology annotation, molecular function: serine-type endopeptidase activity.